This is a messenger RNA of Mercurialis annua (annual mercury), 1869 nucleotides long. RefSeq lists its product as uncharacterized. Lineage: Eukaryota; Viridiplantae; Streptophyta; Magnoliopsida; Malpighiales; Euphorbiaceae. The coding region runs from base 1 to 1869 and encodes 622 amino acids. The transcript is spliced from 6 exons. The record is from RefSeq and is a predicted model, not a curated record.
AUGGAGUUUGAUAUGAAAAGAAUCAUGCGAAACACUUUUGAAGAGGAAGAAUGCAUGAGAUUGGAUAUGAUUGAUGGAAUCGUGGAAGAACUUUUUCCGGUUUCAAAAGUCACAUUCCAUUCCGAUAAGACACAUGAGACCACCAGAAAAGAAUAUUCAAAUGAAGAUGAGCCGAAAGCCAAAAAUUUGUUUAGAAGAGAAAGUGUUACACCACCUUCUUAUAUUACUCCACGAAAAGUUGAGCUAAAAACGCUACCAUCUCACUUACGGUAUGUGUUUCUAGGCGACAACAUGACACUUCCCAUCAUCAUCUCAAACAACUUGUCAGAAAUACAAGAAGCAAGAGUUGUCAAAGUGGUGAAGCAACAUAUAUUGGCGAUUGGUUGGCAAAUUUCGGACAUUCGAGGAAUUAGUCCAUCGGUGGUAAUGCACAAGAUCCAUCUAGAAAGUGAGCCACGAGCCUCGGCUCAAAGACAACGAUGCUUGAAUCCAAAUAUGAAAGAGGUCGUGCACAAAGAGAUAGUAAAGCUUCUCGACACCGGAAUUAUAUACCCCAUAUCCGAUAGUGCGUGGGUUAGUCCCGUUCAAUGCCCAAAGAAAGGGGGGAUGACGGUGAUUGAAAACGAUAAGGGUGAGCAAAUUUCCACAAGGACGAUAACGGGAUGGCGUGUUUGUAUUGACUACCGCAAGUUAAAUACGGAGACGAGGAAAGACCAUUUUCCGUUGCCAUUUAUCGAUCAAAUGUUGGAGCGGGUAGCGGGCCAUGCUUACUAUUGUUUUCUCAAUGGAUAUUCCGGAUACAAUCAAAUUCUUAUCUUUCCGGAUGACCAAGAGAAAACAACUUUCACAUGUCCUUAUGGAACGUUUGCUUACCACAGGAUGUCAUUCGGUCUUUGUAAUGCACCGGCAACAUUUCAGCGAUGUAUGACCUCCAUCUUUGCCGACAUGAUUGAAUAUAUUAUGAAGGUCUUCAUGGAUGCUUUUUCGUGCCAUUUCAUGGUAGAGGAAGGAAUUGUCUUGGUACAUAAAAUCUCCAAAGACGGCAUUGAAGUUGAUAGAGCGAAAACGAAAAUCAUCGAAAAAUUACCACCGCCAACUACCAUAAAGGGAGUUCGUGCUUUCCUAGGGCACGCAGGGUUAAAGGAAGCACUUAUCUCGGCCCCAAUUAUUUCAUCACCUGAUUGGACUCUUCCUUUCAAACUUAUGUGUGAUGCAAGAGAUAUAGCACUUGCAUGCUUUGACAUCAAAAUUCGCGACAAGAAAGGAACGGAGAACGUCGUCGCCGACCACUUGUCAAGGUUAGAGAUUCCGGAACUAAUUUUAAGUGGCGUAGAGAUUAAUGAAACGUUUUCGGAUGAGAUGUUGAUGUUACUUUCGGAGGUAGAAACGUCAUGGUAUGCGGAUAUUGCAAACUAUCUAUCUUCGGAAAUCAUGCCACCGGACUUGACUUACCACCAAAGGAAGAAAUUCUUGAGCGAUGCCAAAUGGUUUCUAUGGGAGGAACCAUACCUCUUCAAGGUGUGUGGAGAUGGGAUUUUGAGGAGAUGUGUACCACUACAAGAGAUGAUGCCUAUACUUAGUCAAUGCCACUCAUCGGAUUACGCGGGUCAUUAUGGUACAUCUAGGACUGCCGCUCGUGUGCUAGAGUGCGAUUUCUUUUGGCCUACGCUAUUUCGAGAUGCAAAAGACUUUGUUAGUCAUUGCGAUAGAUGCCAAAGAGUGGGGAACAUAUCUAAGCGAGAUGAGAUGCCGCUUACCACCAUUCAAGAAGUGGAACUUUUUGAUGUUUGGGGGAUAGACUUCAUGGGUCCGUUUUCAGUGUCGUUUGGGAAACAAUACAUAUUGUGUCUGUGUUUCAGUGAAAAUUAG